GCCAACUCCCCAAGCCAGUCCAGUCCUUCCGUCCACCCAUCCAUCGUCCCCGCCUGCACCUCGCGAGCAUCCAAAGCUGUACUUGCGGCAAGUUCUCGCAAAAUCCUACUCCCACCGCCGACUCGUACCUCCGCUCCCCUCCUCCCCAACCCUUCCACGCUUGCUUCUCCGGGAGGGAAGGCACACGGGAGGUCGCCCCGCCACCCAUCGCAAAAGCCACGCGCCACCAAACUCUUUUUUCCCUCACCCAGUCGCUUUCGCGUUCAGCGCGAGCUGAGCCAGCCAGUGGGUCGGUCGCUGGAGGCGGAGCCAUAAAGGCGUCAGCGACGGCAGCAUGAUGAGCGGCAGAUCGGGCGGGAGGGACGCCGAGGGCGAGUGGGAGGUUCGGCCCGGCGGGAUGCUGGUGCAGCGCAGGGACGGUGAGGCGGCCGGCCCCGUCAUCAGGAUCAGGGUCUCCCACGGCGCCAACUUCCGCGAGGUCGUCGUGCCGGCGCAGGCUACCUUCGGUGAGUUGAAGAGGAUCCUUGUUCAGACUACUGGCUUGGAGCCUGAGAGGCAGAGGCUCUUCUUCCGUGGGAAGGAGAAGAGUGACAGAGAGUUCCUGCACACGGCAGGUGUUAAGGAUGGAGCAAAGCUGCUUCUGCUCGAGAAGCCUGCCCCUGCCAACAUAGAGCAGAAGGUUGAGCCUGUGAUUAUGGAUGAAAGCAUGAUGAAGGCAUGUGCGGCUGUUGCUCGUGUUAGAGUUGAAGUUGAUAAGCUGUCUGCUAAGGUGUGUGACUUGGAGAAGAAUGUACUAGGAGGGAGAAAGGUUGAGGAUAAAGAAUUUGUUGUCUUGACGGAGCUGCUUAUGAUGCAGCUGCUGAAACUCGAUGGCAUUGAAGCUGAAGGAGAAGCAAGGGCACAGAGGAAGGCUGAGGUGCGCCGAGUUCAGUCCCUUGUGGAGACCUUGGAUAAGCUGAAAGCAAGAAAUGCAAACCCCUUCAGCGAUCAUAAUAAGGCUGUUUCAGUAACAACGCAGUGGGAGACGUUUGAGAACGGCAUGGGCAGCUUGAGUGCUCCACCUCCCCGUGUUUCUUCAACGCAAGCUAACACUGACUGGGAGCAGUUCGACUAGGCUCAGAUGAAGCUGUUGAUGUAUCAUGAAAUCUGUGAGAUCGGUAUGGACAUUCCUUUCCGAGGCAGCGAGGUGUUGUGUAUAUGCACCACGUUUGAUAACUUUUGGCGUCCCAAGUGCCUGUGAUUCUGUGAAUGUUACCAGAUCGUGCCACUGCCAUACUACCAUGUGAAUUGCAUCGCUCAUUGAGGGUCAUAUUUC
Molecule: messenger RNA, 1315 nt
Organism: Zea mays
Lineage: Eukaryota; Viridiplantae; Streptophyta; Magnoliopsida; Poales; Poaceae
Product: BCL-2 binding anthanogene-1
Exons: 4
Coding region: 335-1114 (259 amino acids)
Biological process (GO): protein stabilization
Cellular component (GO): cytoplasm
Molecular function (GO): protein-folding chaperone binding; adenyl-nucleotide exchange factor activity
Source: RefSeq, marked provisional